Molecule: messenger RNA, 3114 nt
Organism: Dunckerocampus dactyliophorus (ringed pipefish)
Lineage: Eukaryota; Metazoa; Chordata; Actinopteri; Syngnathiformes; Syngnathidae
Gene: polr3c
Product: polymerase (RNA) III (DNA directed) polypeptide C
Exons: 10
Coding region: 97-1395 (432 amino acids)
Biological process (GO): DNA-templated transcription
Cellular component (GO): RNA polymerase III complex
Molecular function (GO): single-stranded DNA binding
Source: RefSeq, a predicted model, not a curated record
UGCAAACCCGGAAGUGAAAGGGUGUGCGUGUUGACAAGCAACACCCGCGUGUGUUUACAAGGAAAUUUUAGCUUUAGACCGUAGCCGAAUGGAAAGAUGACUGCCCAGGAGGUGCGUUUAUGUGGUCUUCUGCUGCAGGAGCACUUCGGAGAAGUGGUGGAGAAAGUAGGAACACAUCUGCUCAGAAGUGGAGCCCAAAAUUUAAGAACCAUCCUUAAUGAGACCGGGAUCUCUCUGGACUUGGUGAAAAAGUCACUGUGUGUGCUCAUCCAGCACGGCACUUGCACGUUCAGCCCAGGCCGCAAAGGACCUGGGAGCCCCGCCGAGUUCCAGACAAGCUGCAAUCUCAUUCUGAAAAUCCUACGUUACCCUCGCUACAUCUACACAGCCAAGACCCUGUAUGGUGACACGGGAGAGCUCAUCGUAGAGGAGUUACUGCAGAGAGGUCACAUGACCAUGAGCAGCAUUGUUAAAAUAGUGGCGGAUCGCCUCACACAGACGAUGGAGGAUGGCCAUAGCAUGGAUUACAGUGAAGUCACUUCUGCCUUCUCCAAACUGGUGGAGACACAUUUUGUUCAACGCUGCCCUCCAAUGGCAACUGCACGAAGUACAGGCAGUGCACACUCCGCUGCAGCGGCCGACACUCCUGCUGUCACCAGUGCCCCCGGCCCAGAGAGCUUCCCAGACUGCUACAGGGUGCCGCAAGUGACGCUCAUCGGACGAGGCAAGAGGCAACUGGAGGACGCAGAUGAGCAAAGCAUUGCAAAGAAGGCCAGAAUGGAGACAACGACUCAUGGCGAUGAGGGCGUUUACUGGCAGGUGAAUUUUGAGAGGUUCCAUCUCCAUUUCAGAGACCAGGCCAUCAUUGGUGCUGUGGCCAACAAGCUGGACCAGACCAGCAGCGAGAUAGUAAGGACCAUGCUGAGGAUGAGCGAGGUGACGACCUCGCCCACGGCCGCCUACACGAAGCCCCUCGCCGCCAACGAGAUCUUCAGGUCCCUGCCGGCCGCCUAUAACAUCCCCAGACCCAUCUUAGACCAGUACCUCACUCUGCUGGUGGAUGACCCGAUGGAGUUUGUAGGCAAGGCUGGCGAAAGUGGGGGAGGGAUGUUUGUCGUCAAUUUGCACCGAGCGUUGGCCAGUCUAGCGCGGGCCACCGUGGAAUCUGUCGUACAAGAGAGGUUCGGAUCCCGAUCGGCUCGCAUCUUCCGUCUGUUGCUGAAGAAGCGACACCUGGAACAGAAGCAGGUGGAGGACUUUGCCAUGAUUCCAGCCAAGGAGGCCAAAGACAUGCUCUACAUGCUUCUCUCACAGAACCUGGUCCAGCUGCAGACGUGUGGCCUAACUGUGCUAGUUAGCAAAGAACUACAGAGUCAACUGCUGAUGACAUCAUAGACGGGCAAGGGAGCUGACUUCUGCUUCCUGUUUCCAUGUUUUAGCCAGUUUCUAACAUGGACGUAUUGUGAUAAAAUACUUUAAGAACACAGUUAUUACAGUUACCCGGCAUAUUCUACGCUAACCAGAAAGUGUACACCAACCGAUGCAAAAUUUUGGCUUAAAUCAAGAUCUUGCGAGAUUAAAACAUGACAAGAUUUGUCAUUCAGAAAAAAAAAUGUGUCAUGGUCACUACACCUGGGAUAAUAAUAAAUUAAUUCAUCGCACAAUAAAUGAGAAUGAACUGGAUAAUAUGCCGGCCUCAAUAUAUUGCCAUGUGCAUGCAUGCGCCUCCAAACAGGCAGGAAGUGGAUUCACUCUGUGCAUCGGUUUUAGCACCUUGGCGCGUUAUCCAUAGCACAACGGCAUGAAAGGAGUGAGCCCUCUUGUCAGUCAUACAGUCUCUUUGUCGCGAUGGGUGGAGGCGGGGCCGCUAGCAUACACACAGAGUGCAGAAGAGUAUAAUGUAGUAGAAAUGAUAAUAGAUUGUAAUAUAUUGUCAUAUUGUUAUAUUUUUAUUGUAAGUUUUUUCAAAGUAAUGUUAAAGUCUCGUCUUGUUGUCAUAGACCAAAUCUCGUGCAACAUCCCAACUUGUGAGUUCGGUGUCUCGUGAUACCACUAUUAGUUAUAAAUCUUUUUUUUUGGUCUUGGCUGUGAAUCGUUUACAAAUUAUCAGAUUACCCGAUAUAAAAGGUACCUGAAUCGGUACUUAAAAAAAAAAAGGAAAACACACAAAUUUUGUCCCCAAACAAUGCCUUUCUCUUUCUCUUUACAUAAUUUGUCAUGGUAAUUUAAAUACUUAAAUAAUAUAAAUAAAACCAUAACUACUGUAAGUAAUACAUUCACCAAUAGGCAUAAAAUCCACAACAAAUUGCGUGCAAAAAAAAAUUGCAUACAUUUGGCACCAUUGGAGCAGAAAUUGAUACAAUUGUGGCGAUGUUAGACUACCAUUAGAACGAUUUUUGCCUGCAGCGCUGCAUAAUGUAAAAUGUAAUACAUUGUCACCUCAUUAUGUAAUAAUGCUGCAUUUUGUAAUACACUUUGCUGCAUUUUUAAUAACUAAAAACAUGAGAAUAUUUGUUCUUCAGAGAUAUUUCUUCUUCCUGUCUCACAAGAACAAGUCAGCCAGAAGUCUGUCAGACUGUGAACUAUGGCCUUGCUACUGUGAAUGAUAAUACAUGUCAUGUGGAAGUGGCAGUGCGCCAGGCAGGAUUGGAGGUGCACUAUAAACCUUGCAAUCCUACCUGCACUUGGCGUACCCAGCAUCACAGUCACGAUGUGUGGCUGUUUUUUCCAUUGGAGUUGAACAGCUGCCGCGCCGUUGAAGUCCAAGCAGAAGCUGUAGUAAUUCUACACUUGCUCAAACUUACUUAGGAUUUGUCAGAUCAUAACACUCGCUGCAUAUGAUUUCUAUCAAAACAUGUGAUACUACCAUGUAUUUUGGAAAUUCAUUACUGUAUUUGCUGCUUCGGCACUCUAAGCAUCAUGGGAACUGUUCUUUUAGCGUAAACAUAAAGCUAAUCUCCUGCACUGUAUUGUGCAUGUGUCUUUCCAUAACUCCACGUGAACAGGAAUGAUUAGUAGUAGCAGCUACAACUGCUUUUUUUGUAGUUUUUGUUUUAAUUUGUGGGGGAAAAAAAAGCAUUAAUGCAUGCAAAGUUAUAAAACAUUUCAAAAUGU